AUGGGUGGUCUUGAACCAAGGGGUGGUGGUGGUGGUAAUGUUGGAGGAGAUCGUGGCCCCGUACUCAUCCGCAUACUUUGGUCGCUGACGGCGCUGGCUGGAAUCACGGCUGCGCUGCGCGUCGUCGUUCGCGUUCGCAACCGCAUGUUUGGAUGGGAUGACAUUUUUAUGAUACUUGCCAUGCUAUGCUUCCUAGGAUGGACCAUUGUCCUGACCCUCUACGCGCAAAAAGGCGGAUCGAUGCAUAUCCAGCACGUCGCCGAGACGGGACCCGACAACGUCGCCAACGUCUUGUUUUUGAAUUGGCUCAGCCAAGUGUUUGGCAUCCUCGGGGUCGCGGCCGGCAAAAUCUCCGUCGCCGCCCUGCUGCUCGCCAUUAUCCGGCUGACGGAGCUGCGGUGGCAGCGCGUAUUUCUCUGGAUCGUGCCGGUGACGCUGGCCAGCCUCGUCGCCAUUGCCUGCUCGACGCUGACGUUUGCGCAAUGCACGCCGGCCAAUGCGCUCUGGGAUCAGCGGGUUAUUGGGGGCAAGUGCAUCGACCCUCAUGUCAUGUCUUCGUUUGGAACCUUUACCGGAGCCUUUAAUACCUUUACCGACGCCAGUCUCGCCAUCGUGCCCGCCACCAUAUUCUGGCAGCUCACCAACAAAACGACCGAAAAGAUGCAGCUCACCAUAGUCUUUGGCCUCAACAUCCUCACCUCCAUCUGCUCGGGCAUCAAAACCCAAUACCUCGCAGAGCUCGCAAACCGCACCGACCAGACGUGGGCCACCUAUGACAUUUUUGUCUGGGUCACCGGCGAGCUGUUUCUCAUGAUUGUGUGCGGCACCAUUCCCACGCUGCACGCGGUGCUCACAUGGCUCCGCAGGGCCGCGAAUCGCUUCAAAAGUUUUUUGGUAAUAAAGUCGCUGGACCAGAAUGAUCCUCAUGUUGGUUCGCGCAAGGCUAGUGCGCCGCUGACUUUGGACGGCGAUGACGACAAGGACAAGGACAAGAUUGAGGCGGAGCAGCUCGCCGAGCUGCGCGCCAGGGCGCAUCUCUCCAUCAAGACGAAAACGACGGUUGAGAGGGUUGAUUUAUACACUGACAAUAGUGACGGGCUAUUCGAGGAUAAAAAUGGCGUGCGGGUGGACAUGAUGUACGACGUGCGGCGAGAGAGCAGACCAAACUCGGCGGUGCCGCCUGCUGAGCGACGUGGAGACCACUCAUGA
Beauveria bassiana ARSEF 2860 is the source of this 1209-nucleotide messenger RNA. RefSeq lists its product as uncharacterized. The coding region runs from base 1 to 1209 and encodes 402 amino acids. The transcript has 3 exons. NCBI's taxonomy places the organism in Eukaryota, Fungi, Ascomycota, Sordariomycetes, Hypocreales, Cordycipitaceae. The record is from RefSeq and is a predicted model, not a curated record.